Molecule: messenger RNA, 4054 nt
Organism: Melanotaenia boesemani (Boeseman's rainbowfish)
Lineage: Eukaryota; Metazoa; Chordata; Actinopteri; Atheriniformes; Melanotaeniidae
Gene: abcb6a
Product: ATP-binding cassette, sub-family B (MDR/TAP), member 6a
Exons: 20
Coding region: 338-2896 (852 amino acids)
Biological process (GO): heme transport; transmembrane transport
Cellular component (GO): membrane
Molecular function (GO): heme binding; ATP binding; ATP hydrolysis activity
Source: RefSeq, a predicted model, not a curated record
GCACGCUGCCAGACCAUGUUGCGUAAGCGUCAAUUGCCGAGUCAUGGAUGGGUGUUUUGUUGCACACACACUACAAGGGCAACCGGUUUAGAACUACAAUACAUGCAGUUGACGGUAGCGAUGACAGACAAGUAGAUAUUUAGCUCCUACGCCUUCAGCUGCAAGUUACGUUACAAGCCGUCGUUCGAAUUAAAGCGGCGUCCUACCGAUAACAAGCCGGCUAGCAGCUAACAGAAAGCGGACUCUUAGCCUUUCUGGAGUAACCUGUCUUGCUGACAAGUGGAGUGUAUACAUUGUUGGAAGCUGACAGCAAGCUGUCUGCCUGACAGUUGCAGCCAUGGUGUUCAUGUGGAGCUACUGUGAAGCAAAUGCCUCCAUCUCACACACCUGGGUGGAUGAAGGCAUCUCCCCCUGCUUCUUCUUCACACUGGUCCCCACCAUCCUUCUCACCAUAUCCUUCUUCCUCGGAACAGUCCACUGCAUAUUCUACCAGAAGUAUGGCACAACAAUGGAACCCAAGUUCAUCCCACACUCCCGCCUCUACGGUUUCCAGCUGGUCAUCUCCAUCCUUCUCAUGUUCCAGUAUGUUGGUGGAAUGGUGUGGCAGGCUGCCAGUGCAGGAGGGCUUCCAGGGUAUGGGGUGCUCUAUGGCUGCUUUUCCACAGUGGCAUGGGCCUGGGCUUUAGUCACACUGAGGUUAGAGAGAUGGAGGGUACUGUUGAUGGACCGGACACGAGGACACAGCACUGUCCUGCUGGUGUUUUGGGCCGUGGCUUUCUCGGCUGAAAACCUAGCUUUUGUCUCCUGGUACAGUCCUCAUUGGUUUUGGGGCCUGGAGAACACUCAAAAGCAGGUGCACUUUGCACUGUGGCUGAUUCGCUACAGCGGCACUGGACUGCUCUUCUUCAUCGGUCUGAAGGCUCCAGGGUUGCCACGUAGACCUUACAUGCUUCUGAUAAAUGAAGAUGAGCGGGAUGUGGAGAACAGUGGUCAGAGCCUGUUGGGAAGAACGGACGAGAACCAGUCCACCUGGCAGGGUUUCAGGAAGAAACUCCGACUGCUUCUUCCCUAUACGUGGCCUCGGGGCAACAUCUUUCUCCAGCUACUGGUCCUCUUUUGUUUGGGACUACUGGGAGUUGAGAGGGCUAUAAAUGUCUUUGUACCCAUUUACUACAAAAAUAUCGUGAACAAACUGACUGAUGGCAGCAGUUGGCACACCCUGGCCACUACAGUGUGUAUAUAUGUGGGCCUUAAGUUCCUGCAGGGCGGAGGGGCAGGUGCCUCUGGGUUCAUCAGUAAUAUGCGAUCUUUCCUCUGGAUCCGGGUACAACAGUACACCAGUCGGGUGGUUCAGGUUCGUCUGUUUGCCCACUUGCACUCCCUCUCUCUGCGCUGGCAUCUGAGUCGCAAAACCGGUGACGUGCUGCGAAGCAUUGACCGUGGCACCAGCUCCAUCGACAGCUUGCUCAGCUACAUUGUGUUCAGCAUCUUUCCAACUGUUGCUGAUAUUGUCAUUUCCAUUAUCUACUUCAUCACCAAUUUCAACGCCUGGUUCGGCCUCAUCGUCUUCAUUUGCAUGGCCCUCUACCUCACUCUGACCAUCAUCAUCACCGAAUGGAGAACCAAGUACAGACGAGACAUGAAUCAACAGGACAACAACGCCAAGUCCAAGGCUGUGGAUUCCUUGUUAAAUUUUGAGACGGUAAAAUACUAUAAUGCUGAGAGCUAUGAGGUCAGCCGUUUUGAAGGUGCCAUCUUGAAAUAUCAGGUUUCAGAGUGGAAAACUCAGGCAUCCCUGGCCUUCCUCAAUCAAACUCAGAACAUCAUCAUUGGAUCUGGGCUGCUGGCCGGCUCUCUGCUAUGCGCAUACUUUGUCACUGAAGGAAAGUUUCAGGUUGGAGAUUAUGUUCUCUUUGGCACGUACAUCAUCCAACUUUACACUCCUCUCAACUGGUUUGGAACUUACUAUAGAAUGAUCCAAAAAUCUUUCAUUGACAUGGAAAGUAUGUUCAUUCUGUUUGAGGAAGAGGAAGAGGUGAAAGAUGAAGUAAAUGCUGGGAAUCUGCUAUAUAAACUGGGAAAAGUGGAGUUUGAAAAUGUUUACUUCAGCUACCUAAAUGGCAAGGAGAUUCUGAGAGAUGUUUCCUUCACUGUUCUUCCAGGACAGACAGUUGCACUGGUGGGGCCAUCUGGAUCUGGGAAAAGCACCAUUAUUCGACUCCUUUUCCGUUUCUAUAAUGUUCAGGGAGGCUGCAUUCGUAUUGAUGGCCAGGACAUCUCAAAAGUAAAGCAAACAUCUUUACGGGCUCAUAUCGGCGUGGUUCCCCAGGAUACCGUGCUUUUCAAUGACAACAUCAGGGAAAACAUUCGCUACGGUCGCAUCUCUGCUAGUGACCAGGAGGUGGCGGAGGCUGCUAUAGCUGCAGAUAUCCAUGAUAAAAUCAUGGCCUUCCCUGACGGUUAUGAUACACAGGUUGGUGAAAGGGGUCUGAAGUUGAGCGGCGGAGAGAAACAGAGGGUGGCCAUCGCCAGAACUAUCCUCAAAGCACCUCAAAUCAUCCUUCUAGAUGAGGCCACAUCUGCACUGGACACUCAGACAGAGCGCAACAUCCAGUCCUCCCUGGCUAAAGUCUGUGCCAAUCGUACAACAAUUGUUGUAGCCCAUAGGUUGUCCACCAUCAUUGGAGCAGACCAGAUUCUGGUUAUCAGUGACGGGCGUAUUGCUGAGCGAGGACGGCACGAGGAGUUGCUGCUCAAAGGAGGCUUGUAUGCCAACAUGUGGAUGAAUCAGCAACAGGCCCAGGACUCAGAUUCCUCGUCGGACACAGAAGCUAAAGAUCGCAAGUCUGAGAAACUGCAGCCACCAUCAACUUCUUCAGCCCCCCAUGGGCAUUGAAUGUAUUUAGCAACUUUUGUUAAAUCAUCUUUUUAAUAAGAGAAUACUUUAUUUAGGUGACUGAAUGCUGGGGAAGGUGGGAAAAUGUUAUUUAAUUUUAGGAUUUUACAAAUAAAUGUGCAAUUCUAGGUCAAGGAGAUAACGGAAGGUGCCUUAAAUAAAACUCCAAAAGGCAGAAACACUAACUAAUCACUCUCAUUGUACCCAAUAUAUACAUACCCAACAAGAUAUAUGUACCCAACAUGUUUAUACAAGAGAAUAGAUAGAUGACAUUUAAAAACUUAAAAUAUACAAAAGAAAAUUAACAUGUUUUGAAAUGCAUUGCUCAGAACCCGAAAUGUACAAAUAGAAGGACUUAUAGCAGUUUAUUUUUUAUAUUUGUUUUAAUAUUCAACUUUGGUCAGGUUUUUUUUUGUGUGUGUGUGUUGUGUGUAAAAAAAAACAAAGCAGUUUUUUUCUCCUGGCGGAGCUUUAAAUUAUCUGAGUUGUAAGGGAAUUCAAAAGAAAAAUGUCAUUUUUAUUUUUUAUUUCAUUUUAUUUAUUCUUUUUUUUGUCUUAUCUUUUUAAUUUUCAUCAUGUCAGGGAUUUUUCUGUUUAUAUUUUUGUUUAAACUUUAGCAGUGCUGUUAUUUUAAAGUUAUACUGUUUUAACAGAUGCAUGAACAUUUGUACACACAUUAAGGGAAAGCCUUGAAUAACUGACCAGGUCGUAAAUUGUCAGAAGCUUGUAGAUAAUAAGUCAUAAAUGCUGUUUUUGACAUUUUAAGGAGUCCGAAGUUGUAUGAUUCAUAUCCACCCAUAAUUGUCAAACCAUAGACUUGACUAUUAGCUGACAACAUCUGCUUAUUUGACAAUAAAAUUGUCUGGACUCAAAGUAUAUGCUAUUGAACUUAAUUGUCCAUGCAGUAAAUAUACUUUUAAGUAAUAUAUAAUUUUACACUAUAGUCAUAUUCUGUAUAUUUGGUUUUCAUUAGCUCUGUUUUCUCUACCUAACAAAAGCUGUUCAUUAAUAUCCAACUAUGUAAAUUGGAGUUUUGUCAUGUAAUUACAGUGUAAACAAAGUUUUUUCACGUUUCAGUCCAAUCAAAAUCUCAAGAUUGUCAGUGUACUUCAAAUAAAAAUAAAUCGUUUUAUCUUCUAAGAUUAUUUAAUAAAAAUU